Messenger RNA from Rangifer tarandus platyrhynchus (Svalbard reindeer), 318 nucleotides. Lineage: Eukaryota; Metazoa; Chordata; Mammalia; Artiodactyla; Cervidae. The record is from the annotation of a GenBank genome assembly.
AUGAUUUCUGAUAUACUUAUGCAAAUUAAGGGCCAGAAAUUAGUUUCUUCUCUGAUAAGUUUUUGGCUGAAUGAAACCAUUUCUCCUUCCCCUGUGAGUUCAACAGGAAAGGGUCCUUUAUUACUUAAUCAUAUUCUCCCUGUAUUCUGUGUGAGCCCUAAGAGUGUUUCUGCUGGAGUCUGUGGGGGUCAUCGAGUUCAGAUUGUGGUGUUCUGGGAAGAAGUGUUGAGGACCUUCUUAGACACAGAACUUCUAGUUGUGCCCACAUGCCUCUACCCGGAAACUGCACUUUAUCUGCAACUGUGCCUCUGGUCUUAG